This is a messenger RNA of Capsicum annuum, 1766 nucleotides long. Its product is annotated as nucleolin 2-like. NCBI's taxonomy places the organism in Eukaryota, Viridiplantae, Streptophyta, Magnoliopsida, Solanales, Solanaceae. The transcript is spliced from 3 exons. Gene Ontology annotation, biological process: gene silencing by siRNA-directed DNA methylation. The coding region runs from base 251 to 1429 and encodes 392 amino acids. The record is from RefSeq and is a predicted model, not a curated record.
CCGUCUUGAGAGUUAUCGUCUGAUACUUUGUCAGAUUUCAUUUACAUCGAUAAGUAUAAAACUUAUACCUCAUUUUUUUUUUCAUUAUCAUUCACUAGUUUUAUGACUCUCUCUCCCCCUUUUUCAGAAAACUUUCCGACAACAUAUCUGAGAAGAUCUCCUUUUUUAUUAUUGGGAAUCUCCACCUUGUGGUCGCCGUCAAAACAUUUGGUCAGACUUCAUUCGCAUCGAUAAGUGCUUAUUCAGGAAGAUGGAUUCAGGGAAUGCCUCAAUUCAGUCUUCGAACUCUAUUGGAGAGGAUGUGAGGAAAAGGAAAAGGGACAAUCGGAGGAGGGAGUUCAGUCCAGGAACUUGUGAGUCCUUCACGAAACGACCUUUCAACGAUGAAAUAUCUGAUGAUGAUGAUUUGUCAGACGAGGAGAGUGAUCCUGAUAUUCUUAGCAUUGACGAGGAGAUUGCUGGAAAUACAACCUCAUCUUCUGAAUCGGUUCCUGAAUCUUCAAGUGAUGAAGAUGAUGAUUCGGAUCAUGUUCAUGUCAUUGAGAAGGAGGAGGCUGCUGUAAAUGCUGUUGGGUUAAGGAGUCCAACAUGCAGGGUUGCGGAGAUAUUGGAAGAGUUCAUUGAGUCGGAAUCUGAGGAUUCGAGUGAUGAAGAUAAUGAUGACCCCAAAGACAAGGAUUACCGGGUUUCAUCAGAUUCUAGACAGCACGAUGAAUCAGAUGAUGUGAGCUAUCCUAUAAAACGAAAAAGAAAUGAAGAAGGAAAAAGUAAGUCAAAAGGUGGGCUCGUAACACAGCUUGCUGUUGAGGAUGAAAAGCAUAACAAGCGCCGUGCAUAUUUUCUUCGGCCACGCUCACUUUCUAGGUCCAAAAAGAAGAAGUUAAACCAUGGAAGCUAUAGUAGCCCCAUUCUAAUUAGUGAUGACGAGGAGUCUAAAUCCUCAUCUAAAGAAGACUGCGAGGUUGACGACUCGGUGCAAAAUGCUGUUCGAAAGGAUAGAAAGACUCAGAAUACGGUUCUUGAAGAUUCUGUAUUUCUGAAGUUUGCAGUUGAUUCUACAAUACAUGUUGAUGCUCAUGAUAAAUUCACUUCUCCUGAAGAGAAAGAGCAGGCUCCUGAAAAGGAAACACUUCCUUUAAUAUUCUGGUUUGAAGAUGAGGAACCUGUUUCCCCGGAGAAAGAAGAAUGGGAAAAGGAAAUGGAAGGUCUUUUUGUUGAAAUGGACAUCUUAGAAUCACAGAAUGACUUUACAAAUCCAGCUGUUUCGCCAAUGCAAAAUGGAGAAAUGAGUGCCUGUCAGAUGGGGAACGAUCAUCUUGUUCAAGAUGAACAAAUUGGACUCAUCUGUACAGUUUGUUCACAUGUGCAUUUGGAGAGCAAGUACAUCUUCCCUCCUUUUGCUGAGAGAACUCUAGGGAGGAUGGAAUAAACUAGUUUGGAGAGUUGCAAACUAUGACUAAAGUUGGGAAUUGCAGGGAAAGAUAGAAGUUUGAAUUUCAGAAGCUUAUAAAAUCUAAUUGGUUUGGUUGAAGCAAUUUGCUAGUUUUGACUUCCAUUAUGAGUAUAGUUCAAGCAUUUUAUCUCUUCGGACUUCCCUCUUCUUAUGAAUUCCAUAGAUAGUGAUGGUCGCGUCCAGUUGGCUUAAAUAACUGAUAGCCAUUACUCUGUGCAUACAAUCAAUAUCUUUUAAUGGCUUGCUAAGACACCAUAUACUAUGGUCGCACAGCUGUUCAUGAGCCGAAACUUAAUUAUUCUCAAUAUGACAU